UCCCAAACCACAACCACAACCACUGCCUCACCCACCAUGACUCGCUCACAACCCCUCCUCACCCUCUCCCGGAGGUAUCUCACAACUGCCGCACCCCGGACAACCACAACCACACCCAUCCGUACAACCACAUCUCUCCUCACCACCAAACCCACCACCACCACCACCACCACCACCCUCCGCACCAUCCAACACCAACCAUGCCUCCGCACCACCACCACCACCCCUAGCAUCCGUCCCUACCACUCCAUCCACCACCCUUCCCCACCCCACGAAUACUCCAACUCCCAAACGACCAUCCUCUCCUCUGCUCUCCGCCACGUCCCGACCCACGGCUUCACCCGCGACGCCCUAACCCUCGGAGCCCGGGAUGCCGGCUUCCUCGAUGUCUCGGUGCAACUUCUCCCGCGGGGCGAAUUCGACCUGAUUCUCUUCUGGCUGGCGAGUCGUCGGGGUCUCCUCCGCUCCAAGGUGGAGAAUGAUGCGCUGCUGCAAUCCCAAUCCCAGCAGGGACCUCUAUCCGUGGACGACAAAAUCAAGGUUCUGAUUAUGGAGCGGCUGCGCAUGAAUGUGGAGGUGAAGGAUAAGUUGCAGGAUGCCCUAGCCAUCAUGUCCCUCGGCGAAAACAUCCCCCUCUCAUUAUCCGAACUGCACGCUCUCUCGGACGAUAUCCUCACGCUAGCGGGCGACGCUUCCGUCGAUGCAUCGUGGUAUUCGAAGCGCAUGGCUGUGGCGGCCGUGUAUGCGUCGUCGGAGUUUGUGAUGACGCGGGAUACGAGCGCGGGGCUGCGUGAUACCGAGGAAUUCCUGAGUCGCCGGUGGGCGGAUGCCAGAGCUGUGAAGGAUAAGGUGUCUGGGGUGAAGCAGUGUUUGGGGUUCUUGGGGUCGACUGCUGUGGGAUUGGGGAGGAGUUGGGGGUUGAAGCUAUAGCUGGUACCUGAACCCUUCAAUAUGAUGGGAAGGUAUGGAUGGGGUGGUGGUAGGAUGUACUAUUAUUAACAUCAUUUCUUUUUAGCUUGCUUUGCUUUGCUUACUGGUAUUUACUUCCGGUGAUACAAUUGUAUAUUUACAUUCACGUCUCUUUCAACGGCACCAUACAUAUAUACUAUGCU
Aspergillus costaricaensis CBS 115574 is the source of this 1112-nucleotide messenger RNA. RefSeq lists its product as uncharacterized. Gene Ontology annotation, molecular function: lipid binding. Gene Ontology annotation, biological process: ubiquinone biosynthetic process. The coding region runs from base 37 to 930 and encodes 297 amino acids. The record is from RefSeq and is a predicted model, not a curated record. NCBI's taxonomy places the organism in Eukaryota, Fungi, Ascomycota, Eurotiomycetes, Eurotiales, Aspergillaceae. The transcript is spliced from 2 exons. Gene Ontology annotation, cellular component: mitochondrial inner membrane.